GCCUGGUGGCCUUAGCAGGUCCGCAGGCGGCUGUGUGAGGGGAGGUAGGCUGUGUGCAGGCCACUACGCCCCCCGGUGACUCGCCGCCAUGAGCAGCACCUUAGCCAAGAUCGCGGAGAUCGAAGCCGAGAUGGCUCGGACUCAAAAGAACAAGGCCACAGCACACCACCUAGGGCUGCUUAAGGCUCGCCUUGCUAAGCUUCGUAGAGAACUCAUUACCCCCAAAGGUGGUGGUGGUGGUGGGCCAGGAGAAGGUUUUGAUGUGGCCAAGACAGGUGAUGCUCGAAUUGGUUUUGUGGGUUUUCCAUCAGUGGGGAAGUCAACACUACUUAGCAACCUGGCGGGAGUAUAUUCUGAGGUGGCAGCUUAUGAAUUCACUACUCUGACCACUGUGCCUGGUGUCAUCAGAUACAAAGGUGCCAAGAUCCAGCUCCUGGAUCUUCCAGGUAUCAUUGAGGGUGCCAAGGAUGGGAAAGGCAGAGGCCGUCAAGUCAUUGCAGUGGCCCGAACAUGUAACUUGAUCCUGAUUGUUCUGGAUGUCCUGAAACCUUUGGGGCAUAAAAAGAUAAUUGAAAAUGAGCUGGAAGGCUUUGGCAUUCGUUUGAACAGCAAACCCCCUAACAUUGGCUUUAAGAAGAAGGAUAAAGGAGGCAUUAAUCUCACAGCCACCUGCCCUCAGAGUGAGCUGGAUGCUGAAACUGUGAAAAGCAUUUUGGCUGAAUACAAAAUUCACAAUGCUGAUGUGACUCUGCGUAGUGAUGCCACAGCAGAUGACCUUAUUGAUGUGGUGGAAGGAAACAGAGUUUAUAUCCCUUGUAUUUAUGUAUUGAAUAAGAUUGAUCAGAUCUCCAUUGAGGAAUUGGAUAUCAUCUAUAAGGUGCCUCACUGUGUCCCCAUUUCUGCCCAUCACCGCUGGAAUUUUGACGACCUAUUGGAAAAGAUCUGGGACUAUCUGAAGCUAGUGAGGAUUUACACCAAACCCAAAGGCCAGUUGCCAGAUUAUACAUCCCCAGUGGUACUGCCUUACUCUAGGACCACGGUGGAGGAUUUCUGCAUGAAGAUUCACAAAAAUCUUAUCAAAGAAUUUAAAUACGCUCUGGUCUGGGGUCUGUCUGUGAAACACAAUCCUCAAAAAGUGGGUAAAGACCAUACGUUGGAAGAUGAGGAUGUCAUUCAGAUUGUGAAGAAGUGAAACCUAUCCCUCUGCCGGGCCAACCACAAGAGCUUUCCCCAUGACUAAGCACCCUACCCGAGACCCCUUCUGGCUUUGGCAGCCAGUGGAUCAGGAUUCAGGGGAGGGAAAUGGAGGCACCCAAACUGGAACUUUACUUAUCUUAACUUGGUGUCACCUUGUAAAUUCAACUGCAUAAAGGACCUGGUAAGCCAGCCAGCUAUAUGCAGUUCACGUGUCAUUGUCAGAAUUUGUUUUGGGAUGGACUGAAUGAAGAUGACUAUGUACAGUGAGGCAGCUGCAGAAGGGGUUAUUUGGGAGCUUGGUUUUGAGUGUGAAAUGGAUAAAAAUGUGACUGCAACAUCUUACUUGAUGUUUAGUCAUGGGAAACCCUUCCAACUGGAUGUGGC
Puma concolor (puma) is the source of this 1581-nucleotide messenger RNA. RefSeq names its product developmentally regulated GTP binding protein 1 (gene DRG1). The record is from RefSeq and is a predicted model, not a curated record. Gene Ontology annotation, molecular function: GTP binding; GTPase activity. Lineage: Eukaryota; Metazoa; Chordata; Mammalia; Carnivora; Felidae.